Messenger RNA from Podarcis raffonei (Aeolian wall lizard), 1822 nucleotides. It is a transcript of the gene HPCAL1, whose product is annotated as hippocalcin like 1. The transcript is spliced from 3 exons. The coding region runs from base 214 to 795 and encodes 193 amino acids. NCBI's taxonomy places the organism in Eukaryota, Metazoa, Chordata, Lepidosauria, Squamata, Lacertidae. Gene Ontology annotation, molecular function: calcium ion binding. The record is from RefSeq and is a predicted model, not a curated record.
UCUUCUGAAUUUUUUUUUUAAUCAAACGUGCCCUCUCUUUGCAUGAAACAAUCCGUUUUCUUUUAAAUUCAGUAUAUAUGCAUCACCCUUUUCUGCCAUCCCAUAUGUUUAAUAUCUGUGUUUAAAACACAGUGUUUUGUAUGUCACCAGGGGCUUUAAGAAUGACCGGAUUUUUGUUGUUGUUGCAGCUCUUAGGCAUUAACCAAGAACAAAAUGGGGAAACAGAACAGUAAACUGAGACCCGAAGUGCUCCAGGACCUCCGAGAGAACACAGAAUUCACAGACCAUGAACUGCAAGAGUGGUACAAAGGCUUCCUAAAAGAUUGCCCAACUGGCCAUUUGACUGUUGAAGAGUUCAAAAAGAUAUAUGCUAACUUCUUCCCCUAUGGCGAUGCCUCAAAAUUUGCAGAGCACGUGUUCCGCACUUUUGAUACCAAUGGCGAUGGGACGAUUGACUUUCGGGAAUUUAUAAUCGCAUUGAGUGUCACUUCGCGGGGGAAACUUGAGCAGAAGCUGAAAUGGGCAUUUAGCAUGUAUGACCUUGAUGGCAAUGGCUACAUCAGCCGUGCAGAAAUGCUUGAGAUAGUGCAGGCAAUCUACAAAAUGGUAUCUUCAGUAAUGAAAAUGCCAGAGGAUGAAUCAACUCCAGAGAAACGAACAGACAAAAUAUUCAGACAGAUGGACACAAACAAUGAUGGUAAACUAUCUCUCGAAGAGUUUAUUAAAGGUGCCAAGAGUGAUCCCUCUAUCGUGCGGUUGUUACAAUGUGAUCCAAGCAGUGCAAGUCAGUUCUAAUUAAACUCUGGACAGUUUGCAAAGAAAAUUACUGGCUUGUUCAAGCUUUACUCGUAAAUGGAUGCCUUCUCAACCAUUCCUCAGUGGCUAGUGGAUGAGAUUCCACGGCCAGAUUGUCUGUGUAUCCAAGUGAAAAAGAGCCUCACUCCUCUCACCAACAUUGAUGCAAAUUCCUCCUUCCACUAUCCCGUCCUUUGUUUCUUCCCCUUAUGCUUCACCCUACACAUCUAACAGAAUUGAAGGGUAUGUUUACAAUGGCAGGUUAAAGAGGGGUUUAUUGCACAUCACUUGGUUAAUAUGAACAGAUGACUUUCUAGUUAGCGCCUAAGAAAGAGAUGCCAUGUGUUCCUCCUUUUGACCAACACAAAUGGCAGGCAUUUUAAUUUGCUUCCCAGAAAAUGGAUAUAAAAUGUGGAAUAAAUUGAGUAGAAUUUUCUUAAAGAGCAUGAUACCAGUUUCCUGCUAUGAGGAAAAUUGCUUGCACUUACUUAAUGGUCUUUCCAUUCAUAUAUAUAUAUACAUACUAUAAAUAUAUAUAUAUAUAUGGUGAAGUAAUUUUUUUAAUAUUUAGGUCAUAUUUAAUAUAUCAAGUAGAAUCCAUGCUUCAUUUCUUCUAGUUGUCUGUGAUUAUUCAAAUCUUUUUUUUUUUUAAGUGAUAUUUAUGCAUAGCAAGGUUGCCAUUAAGGCACUGCAUGACUAGCUGUUUGUGGAUAAUAACACUGUUUAAUUACCAAUUGCAACACUUUGUUCAUUUUUACUGUUGAUUGUUCAAGCGUUUUACUGUGUUAAUGAAAUUUAAAAGGAAUGUUUUUCCUUCUGUGUUUAUCAGUGAAGUGCCACUUUACUGUGGCUACAGCGUUUUUAAAAUGGCAUUUGAGUGAAGUGAGGUGAUUUGACACACACUUGCUAUGGCCGUCCUACCUUGUUGCAGUCCAUCUCUGUUAAUAGUCUUGUGCAUUCCAGUGUUAUUUAAUAUCUGCCUAAUGCCAAGAAAUGUUAAUUGAAAUAAAGACUUGAUUUUCUUGUC